AAAGAAAAUAAAGGUCACAAUCUUAAGUUUACUCAGGAAAUUUUCACCGCCUAUGUGCAGGAAAACUCAGCAGAGAAGAAAACCCUGGCAAUCCUCUCUGUAGUUGGAAAUAGAGUCAAUGAGCCUUUGUUUUAUUCUAUUCUCAACCCUAACAGCAAAUUUGAAAUGGGACGCACAUCUGGAGUCCUCUUCUCCACAGGCAUUCCAUUUGAUCGUGAGGAGCAGGAUUUGUAUGAAAUCUUUGUGGAGGUUACAAAAGAGCCAAGGUUAAACAGUACUGCCCAUGUGCUUGUGAGAGUGCACAUUGAAGAUGUGAAUGAUAAUGCCCCCGUCUUUGUAGAUCAGCCGUAUAACGUCAUUGUUCCAAUUGAAAAAACUGUGGGUUCAGUUUUCAGGAAGGUGAACAGCGUGGACAAAGAUAUUGGCAGAAACGCAAAGGUUACGUACCAUUUGAAAGGGCAUGAUAAAUAUUUUCAGGUAAGCCCUUCUGGAGAAAUCUCUCUUAAGAGACCUCUUGAGUUUAAAAGCAUUGGCAAAUUCGUCAUUAACAUCACCGCACAAGACGGAGGUGAACCACAACUGUUUUCAAAAGCAGAGGUGGUUAUUUCAGUGGUAAACAAAGCUACACCAAUGUUUGAAAGACCUUUUUACAAGCUUGAAAUCCCCGAGAAUGUGCAAGUGCGUACAUCUGUACUGCAAGUCGUAGCCAAUCAAUCUGCAGGCCCUCGUACGGUCUACAGCAUCUGUGGGGGAAACCCAUUCAAUCAGUUCUACAUUGAUUUCAAUUCAGGACUCAUUGAAGUCAUCCAGCCAUUGGAUUAUGAGGCUCAUCCUGCAUAUCGGUUAUGCAUCCAGGCGACAGACUAUUUAACAGGUGCCAACUCUGAUGUUUUUGUAGAUAUCAUAUUGGAAGACGUCAAUGACAAUGCACCCAAAUUUGAAGUGGCAAUGUAUAACAUCAGUAUCUCUGAAUCUGCUGUAAUUGGAACCUCUGUGCUACAAGUGGUAGCCAUGGACUCUGACACAGGAAGCAACGCAAUUCUAUUUUAUCAGUUGUAUGAAAAGGAUGGAAACACUUCAGAUCACUUCAGAAUAGAUGUUGAAAGUGGAGUCAUAUGGACUGCAGGACUAUUGGACCACGAAACCCAAUCACAGCAUGAACUUAUUGUAAAAGCACUUGACCAUGGAGUAGUUCAGCUGUCUGCUGAGGUCCAAGUGAUCAUAUAUGUUACAGAUCUUAAUGACAACCCACCUGUUUUUGCACACCAGCUUUAUAAUGCCACAAUAAACAAGAUUUCUUCUCCAGGGCAGCUUGUGACCUGUGUUAAAGCAUUUGAUGCUGACAACUAUGGAACCAGUCAGCUUGAGUAUGCUAUUUUGUCUGGAAAUGACAACAAUAUAUUUGCCAUUGAUGCAUCAAGUGGAGAAAUUGUGAUUGCCAACUUCAGCCAGCAGUCUCUUGAGCACUUCUACAGCUUAAUUUUGUCAGUAACUGAUGGUGUUUUUAGAAGUACUGCUGAGGCAAACAUCUAUAUGAUGGGCGAGAACAGUCACAGUCCAUCAUUUACCCAGGAUGAGUAUGUUAUUGAGCUCGCUGAGAACUCUCCAGUUGGUACGUUGGUUGGACAAGUUGAAGCCAUUGACAAAGACCCAGGGAUAUAUGGACAAUUGACAUUCUUCAUUGUAAAUGAUAUCGCCAGGGAUAAAUUUACCAUCAACGAUGAUGGCCAGAUUCACACAGUAGAGAGUUUUGACAGAGAAAACCCUGAGGAGAAAAUAAUUAGCAUCAGUUUAAUGGCUAAAGAUGGAGGUGGUCGUUUAAGCUUUUGUACUGUUCUUGUAACUCUCUCUGACGUGAAUGACAAUUCACCCAAAUUCAGGCUUUCAGAAUAUAAAGUUACUGCACCAGGAGACUCUACCAGCGGUACAACAGUGAUCAAAACAUCUGCAGUAGAUGAAGAUGACGGAAGUAAUGCUGAUAUAAUUUACACUAUUGACUCUGAUAUAGGGCACUUUGAAAUUCAUCCACUUAGUGGUGCAAUUGUCACAAAGGAGAGUCUAAUUGGGCUGGAAAAUGGCCUCUGUUCCUUACUUGUGAAGGCUAAAGAUUCUGGAAGCCCACCAAGGCAAUCUGUUAUUCCUGUUUCAAUUAGAAUAGUCCCCCCUGAAACAUCAAUCCUAAAGUUUGCAGAGCCGUCACUGUGGCUGGAGCUUUCAGAAGACCUGGCUGUCGGAAGUGAGAUGGAUAUCUUCCAAACCGAGAAUGAGCGGCCUGUGAUCUACAGCCUUGUUGGCGGGAACACUCCUGAGAGUAACAAAGAUGAUGUCUUUGCUAUUGACAGCAGUACUGGAAAGCUUACACUCACAAAAAGACUAGACUAUGAAACUAUUAAAUGGUACCAGCUUGCAGUACAGGUCAGAGAUGCUGAGGAUAGCAUGGAAAUUGUCUCAAUUAUAGAUGUGAGUAUCCAUCUCAAGGAUGUCAAUGAUAAUAGCCCACAAUUUGAGUCCUACCCCUACCAGUCAUAUAUUGUUGAAAACCUACCGAAAGGGACUUCUGUAGUGCAGGUCAAGGCAACUGAUCUGGAUUCAUUGCUGAAUGGUCAGGUCACUUAUACUCUGCAUGGAAUCCAGGAGCGGUCCGACGUUCUGGAGAUGUUUGCAGUGGACAGUGAGUCGGGCUGGAUAACCACCCUCAAAGAGAUAGACAGAGAAACGACAGAGCGAUAUCGAAUCACAGUGCUGGCCACAGACAGAGCCCAAGGGCUACAGAUGACAGGCACUACUGUUGUAGAAGUGACAGUUGUGGACACAAAUGACAACCCUCCCUUAUUUACUGAAGCAGUUUUUAAAGGCACUGUGAGAGAAGAUGAAUCCACACCAGGCACUGUUGUCACUAUUCUUAGCUAUACUGAUUCUGACAGCGAGGAGGUCAACAGGAGGUUCAGCUGCUUUAUCACAGGUGGAGACCCGCAGGGCCUGUUUGAUGUGAGGCACACAGAUGGUGUUUGGGUGGUCGCUGUCGCAAAAACCCUGGACAGGGAGGAGAGAGAUUUCUAUCUUUUAAAUAUCACAGCCACCGAUGGAACCUUUGAGACAAAGGCUACCGUGGAGAUCAGUGUCCUUGAUGCAAAUGACAACAGUCCUGUUUGUGAGAAGGAUGUGUAUACUCAGACUAUUCCUGAAGAUGCUCUUGUUGGAAGACAAAUUCUUCAAGUCACAGCCACUGAUGCAGAUAUCCAGACAAAUGCGGAAAUCACGUACCAGCUGAGUGGCAGUGGAGCUGAAUCAUUCACAAUUGAUGCCAAAACAGGGGCAGUGAGAACACUGGUAACCCUGGACAGAGAGAUGACAGAGGUGUACAACCUAACUGUGCGUGCAGUGGACGGAGGCGAUCGUUUCUGCCAAGCUUCUGUGUUCAUCACCGUAGAUGAUGUUAAUGACAACAGCCCCAAAUUCACAUCUGACCAACAUCACAUUAGUAUUUUUCAUAAUACACAACCUGGGACAUACGUGGCACGACUAGAGGCCUUCGAUGCAGAUAUUGGGAUGAACGGUAAAAUACGUUACACAUUUGAGGACUCUGCCGGAGGUCUGUUUUCAAUCGAGGAGAGCUCAGGAAUUAUCAGUUUAGAAAGGUCCCUGGACAGACAGACGAAGGCCACACAUGUGUUGAGGGUACGAGCGACAGACCAUGGCUCUCCUCAUAGACUGUCCUCUCUCAGCUCUCUGGUGGUGACAGUGCUGGACGCUAACGACCGUCCACUGGCGUUUGAGCAUAGGGAAUACGUUUCCACAAUUCCUGAGGAUGUUACGGUAGGGACAAAGCUUUUGAAUGUCUUUGCUGCAAGCAGGGACCGGGAAUUGACCUCCCAGACAACAUACUCUAUCACCAGCGGCAAUGAGCAAGGAGCUUUCCGAAUUGAUUCACAGACAGGUGACAUCUUUGUGAUGGAGCCGCUGGACUAUGAGGCUUCUCCUCAGCACUUCCUGACAGUGAAGGCCACAGGAAAAGAGUUGCUCAGUGCCAUAGCUACUGUUACUAUUCACCUCCUUGACAUCAAUGACAACAGCCCCGUGUUCAGCCAGAAGAUCUACUCGGCUGUAGUCAGUGAGGACGCCAAGCUCGAGAGCACAGUGCUGAUGGUACUUGCGAAUGAUUUUGAUGGGCCUUUAAACAACCGAAUCCGCUAUUCCAUGGAGAACAACAACCAAACGUGUCCAUUCAUCAUGGAUGCAGUCAGGGGUGAACUGCGACUGGCCCAACAGUUGGACAGGGAAAAGGUAGCGAGUUACAUGCUGACCGUUGUGGCAUCCGACAGUGGAAAUCCCCCCAAAUCCGACAGCGCUGCAAUCAACAUGACUGUGUCUGAUGUGAAUGAUAAUCCUCCUGUCUUCUCUCAGGCUAACUACAGUCUCAUCAUCCAGGAGAAUCUGCCUUCAGGUGCUGCUGUGUUACAGCUCAAUGUGACAGACAACGACUCCCCCCAAAAUGGGCCUCCUUUCUCCUUUAGUAUUUUGAAGGGUGAAGAAACAAGUCCCUUCAUCAUAGAUCAGCAGGGUGUGGUAAAGACAGCUGAACCACUGAGAAAGGGUCAGCAUAUACUUCAAGUGCAGGUGUCUGACAGUGGAAGGCCCCCACUGACAUCGGUCACAUCUGUCACUGUGCUUGUAGCACAGACGAGUGUGUAUCCUCCAUCUGUGCUUUCUCUGGAUGUUUUCAUCAUGAUCUUGGAAGAUGAGUAUUUAGGAGGCAAGCUGGGCAAGGUCCACGCCACAGAUCAAGAUGAAUAUGAUACACUCACAUUCAGUCUGGAGCCACAGUCACACAGCUUGUUCUCCGUCGUUGGCACGGAUGGCAGAUUGUUGGCCCGCGGAGGCUUGGACGUGGGUCAUUACCAGUUUAAUGUCUCAGUGAGUGACGGACGUUUCUCAGCCUUAGCCAGUGUCACAGUGAAUGUGCUGCGGGUCACAGAGCAGAUGCUGGACAGUUCUGUUUCUGUGCGCUUUGCUGGCAUUGCUGCAGAAGAUUUUAUCCAGGACCACUGGAAAAACCUCCAAAAAGUGGUGCGCAGUGUCGCCGGAGUCCGCAGGGGUGCCCUACAGUUGAUUAGUCUACAGCCUGCAGAAACUGGCGACGGCCUGGAUGUUCUUCUGUGCUUUGAUAAACCAGGACGAGGUGGCAGCUCGCUGGAAGCCUUCUCUCAGAAGCUCAGCUCUUCCAGAGCAGCCAUCAAAGAGAUGACAGGACUACAUGUAGUGCGGGUUUUGAAUAGUCAGUGCUCAAGCUCUGAGUGUCCUGGCAGCGUGUGCAGACGAGUGGUGCUGCUUAACCAGACCAGUAUGACCACCUACAGCACUGCCCGAGUGAGCUAUGUCACACCCAGACACCACAUGACAGCCAAAUGCCUGUGCACAGACAGAAAGUGCCUGAAGCACAAAACCACAUGUGAAAACAGCCCAUGUCCUCAGGGCUAUGAGUGUGUGUCAGGUUUUGAGGAGGACAAACACAGCUGCGUAUGCACAGGUGCUGCCAAAGUCAAAUGCUCAGGAGGAUCUUCAAUGACAUUUAGUGAGAGCAGCUACAUUAAAUAUCGCCUGAGAGAAAGCAUGAGAGAACUUAAGCUCACGCUCAAGUUAAAAACUCUCUCAAGAGAAGGAACAGUAAUGCUUGCCAGAGGAAGAAGCCACAGCAUUUUGGAGAUUGUGGAGGGCCGACUGCAGUUCCAGUUUGACUGCGGCUGGGGUCUCGCUACAGUUUCUGUGCACAGCGUCCUGGUGAAUGAUGGACAAUGGCACAUGGCAGAACUUGAGGUGAAGGGUAACUAUGCCAGGCUGGUUCUGGAUCAGCUCCAUUCUGCGUCAGGCCUUGCGCCCGGUCCCCUCCACUGCCUCAGCCUUGGCGACCAGGUGGUCCUGGGUGGACGCACUCAACACUUCGCUUCCAGACUCAGGCGCAGUCUGCCUGUGUCCGACAGCCUACAGGGCUGCAUGGACUCUGUGCUGUUUAAUGGACAGAGACUGUCCUUGGACUCAAGUGGUCCAUUAGGGGUUGCCAUUGAGGACAUGGUGGGAGUGUCUCCUGGCUGUGUCUUCUUCCCAUCUCCAGACUGCUCCAGUAAUCCCUGCCUCAACGGAGGGAGCUGCUUAACGAGGCUGAGUGGAGGUUAUGUCUGUGAAUGCAGUACUUUAUUCUCUGGGACUCACUGUGAGGUCAAGAUCAGUCCUUGUGACUCCAACCCCUGCCUGUAUGGAGGAACCUGUAUCCAGAAUAACCUGGACUACUACUGUAAAUGCAGGGGGCACUAUUCAGGUCAAAGGUGUCAGAUAGGUCCGUACUGCAAGGAGAAUCCAUGCCAGAAUGGUGGACAUUGUAUAGACGGUCUUGAUGGACCCAUCUGUGAGUGUGAGCCAGGAUUCAAAGGAGAAAGGUGCAUGAUCGAUGUGGACGAGUGUGUGGACAGGCCUUGCUUCAAUGACGGCCAUUGUGUCAACACAUAUGGAUCCUUUAACUGUUCCUGUUUGGUGGGAUUCAGCGGGAGACUGUGUGAAAUGGACACAGAAGUGAGGAACCAAGUUGCAUCUUCGUCCUGGAACUCUUGGAUUGGAGAACUGGUUGCAAUGCUGGCCUUCUUGACCGCCAUCUUUGUUUUGACGUUGUUUUUCUUAAUAGUGUGGAAAGGAACCUGCAAACCUGACAAGAGCGAUAAAGUACUUGAUAAGUACAAAGAUGUUGAUUCUUACAUUCAAAGGUCCAGCGUAUACAACCAAGCCCGAAAGGAAUCGUGCCCGGACACCCCUCCGCAGGUCCCAGUGCGACCCAUCUCCUACACGCCCAGCAUUCCUGGAGAAUGUCGAAACAACCGAGGCUCCGUGCCUGAGUUCAGCAGCUUCACGCCAGAUCCACUCUUUGGUCUUAGGAAGACUGUGGCUGUGUGCAGUGUAGCCCCUAAUCUACCACAUCGCAAGGCGUUCCAUUCACACUCCAAAAAUGAUUCCAUUCAACAAAUGGACUGGGAUGAGGAGUAUGAUGAAAAAGUCCUAGACCUGACUUCCUGUUUAGCAGUUGAGGAUGACAGUAUUUCCUUUUCACAUGAAAAUAGAGGUGUGCAGUCCAUGAGCUCUCUCCAAGCAGACGUCAUGGAUGACAACAGUUAUUACUGGGAUACCUCAGAUUGUCUUCAGAAUAUCUACUCUCCUGGGAUCCAAGGUUUUCUCCAGUAUGAAUUUGUGCAGAUGCCCUCCUCCAUGCACACUGCUCCAGAAAUUCUCAACAUGGACCAACUUACUGGUGGCGAUGACAUUGACAACUUCCUGCCAGUUCCAGCUCUCCCUCUUAAUAAUGACAUGUCUCCAGUUCCACAGUACGACCAGUAUACCAGGCCAGAGGUCCACCACGUCAUCCAGCCGACAGCAAGUCAACAUCACACCCAUGACCACCCAUUGCCCAUUCAAAUAACCUCUGGAGAGCCUCAGGGCCAGCAUAUAGGACCUGCUGAGGUUCCUGAUUCUUUAGAAAGUCCUUUGUGA
Carassius auratus (goldfish) is the source of this 7530-nucleotide messenger RNA. RefSeq names its product protocadherin Fat 1-like. The record is from RefSeq and is a predicted model, not a curated record. Lineage: Eukaryota; Metazoa; Chordata; Actinopteri; Cypriniformes; Cyprinidae. Gene Ontology annotation, biological process: homophilic cell-cell adhesion; cell migration; neuron projection development. Gene Ontology annotation, cellular component: catenin complex; plasma membrane. Gene Ontology annotation, molecular function: cadherin binding; calcium ion binding; beta-catenin binding.